Messenger RNA from Cynara cardunculus var. scolymus (artichoke), 2477 nucleotides. RefSeq names its product microtubule-associated protein 70-2-like. The transcript has 11 exons. Gene Ontology annotation, molecular function: microtubule binding. The coding region runs from base 105 to 2039 and encodes 644 amino acids. NCBI's taxonomy places the organism in Eukaryota, Viridiplantae, Streptophyta, Magnoliopsida, Asterales, Asteraceae. The record is from RefSeq and is a predicted model, not a curated record. Gene Ontology annotation, biological process: cytoskeleton organization.
CUGUAUCUACAUACGCAUCCAAGUGUAGUAUAUAUGGGAAACCCUAGGGGAUAAAAUGGUUGGGUUUAGGACUAUUGAUGUGUGAUUGAGUGCAGAUCCGAGUGAUGGAGGAGGUAACCGGAGAUGGUGCUAUGAUAGGAAUGAGGGAUAAGACGGAGAUGUUGUAUGGUGGUGACCACAGUGGCGGCAAUGCACGGCCUCCGAUGGGUGAGACGACGGCGUUUAUGAUGUCGGGAUCUUUCAAGGAAGGAGUAGGAGGGGGGAGGGGUUCAGGUACAGGUAGUCGUAGGAGGUUUUCGGUGAGGCCUAGCUUAGACGCGGACGAGUUUAUGAAUCUGCUACACGGGUCGGAUCCGGUGAAGCUGGAGCUUAAUCGGUUGGAAAAUGAAGUUAGAGAUAAGGAUCGAGAAUUGAGUGAAGCACAAGCGGAGAUCAAGGCGCUCAGACUAUCUGAACGCUUGAGGGAGAAAGCUGUUGAAGAGCUAACUGAAGAAUUAUCAAAGGUGGAUGAGAAGCUGAAGUUGACAGAAUCUCUUCUAGAAAGCAAAAAUCUUGAGAUCAAGAAAAUCAAUGAUGAGAAGAAAGCAUCUAUGGCCGCUCAAUUUGCAGCAGAAGCCACUCUGCGAAGAGUUCAUGCUGCUCAAAAAGAUGACGAUAUGCCACCAAUUGAAGCCAUCCUUGCACCAUUGGAAGCUGAGCUCAAACUUGCUCGACAAGAGAUUGCAAAGCUACAGGAUGACAACAAAGCAUUAGAUAGAUUGACCAAAUCAAAGGAGGCUGCUUUACUUGAAGCUGAGAGGACUGUUCAGGUUGCCUUGGCAAAGGCUUCUAUGGUGGAUGAUCUCCAGAACAAGAACCAGGAAUUGAUGAAGCAGAUAGAAAUUUGCCAGGAGGAAAAUAAAAUUAUGGAUAAAAUGCAUCGCCAAAAGGUUGCUGAGGUUGAAAAGCUUACCCAAACUGUACGUGAGCUUGAAGAAGCUGUCCUUGCUGGUGGUGCUGCGGCUAAUGCAGUGAGGGAUUACCAACGGAAAGUUCAAGAGAUGAAUGAGGAACGAAAAACUCUGGACAGAGAGCUAGCUCGUGCAAAAGUUACAGCAAAUAGAGUGGCAACAGUGGUAGCUAACGAAUGGAAAGAUGCUAAUGAUAAAGUGAUGCCAGUAAAACAGUGGCUUGAGGAAAGAAGGUUCUUGCAGGGUGAGAUGCAACACUUGCGGGAUAAGCUAGCUAUAACCGAGCGUGCGGCAAGAUCUGAGGCGCAGUUAAAAGAAAAAUAUCAACUGCGACUUAGAGUUCUGGAAGACACUUUGAGAUCGCCUAACCCCAUCAGUCGCAGCGGCUCAUCAGAUGGAAAAAGCAUGAGCAAUGGUCCUUCACGCCGCCAGUCUUUAGGUGGAGCUGAUAACUUCUCUAAGUUGACCUCCAAUGGGUUUUUGCCCAAGAGAUCACCAUCCUUUCAGAUGAGAUCUACACUUUCUGCUGGUUCGAGUUCUGUGUUGAGGCAUGCAAAAGGUACAUCAAAGUCAUUUGAUGGUGGUACUAGAUCACUCGACAGGGGUAAACUUAAUUUGAAUGGAGGCAGUAGUCCGACUUUUAAUUUUGUGCAAUCCUGUGAGGGCACUAAGGACAUUGAGCCAUCUAAUAGUUCCUGGAAAGGAAAUCCAGAUGAAAAACCCAGUGACUUCCCUGGAACCGAAACUGAGGAUACCGUACCUGGAUUGUUGUAUGAUUUGCUGCAAAAGGAGGUGAUUGCCUUGAGGAAAGCCGGGCAUGAGAAGGAUCAAAGCCUUAAAGACAAGGAUGACGCAAUUGAGAUGCUAGCAAAGAAAGUAGAUACACUAACCAAGGCUAUGGAAGUCGAGGCAAAAAAGAUGAGAAGGGAGGUAGCUGCAAUGGAGAAGGAAGUAGCUGCUAUGCGUGUUGACAAAGAACAAGACAAUAGGGCGAAACGUUUUGGGAACUCUAAGGGUUCUAUGAAUAGCAAUCAGAUAAAUCCAGCCAGGAAUGUGGCACGAGGUGGGUUGACAAGGAACACCCAAUAACAUUACAAAACAUGUAUUGGGUCGGUCUCUUCUCUUCUUCAACCUUUGUUUUUACUAUUUUACCCUUAUCGUGGUGGAUUUGAAUGUGUAACUAGCAUACCGAUGACUGGUUGUACCUUGAAGAUGGAAAAAAGCCAAGAGUUGGAUAAAAGAAUUAGCUGAAAUUGGUAUGCUUUCUGACUAACCAACCAAGUGGAGGGACAUUGAAGUCAAGCUAACCUUUUUCGCAUGUGGUUGUAUAGUUAGCUUUGUCGAUGCGUUUGCAGUUCUAUAUUUUGUUAUCUGCAGCUUCCUUCCUCAGGUUUGUUAAUAUUGUUGUCAUGAUCAGAUGAAGAAAGGAAAAAGAGUCUUAAUAUUCCUAUGAUUGUGGGUUGUAUUCUUACAGUGUUUUUUGAUUUAUUUAGCAGUUAUAAAUUUCAAAAUUCUGUUGCUUGUUUU